Molecule: messenger RNA, 1467 nt
Organism: Pogona vitticeps (central bearded dragon)
Lineage: Eukaryota; Metazoa; Chordata; Lepidosauria; Squamata; Agamidae
Gene: GCM2
Product: glial cells missing transcription factor 2
Biological process (GO): gliogenesis; regulation of transcription by RNA polymerase II
Cellular component (GO): nucleus
Molecular function (GO): DNA-binding transcription activator activity, RNA polymerase II-specific; RNA polymerase II cis-regulatory region sequence-specific DNA binding
Source: RefSeq, a predicted model, not a curated record
AUGUCAAAGGACCCCUUUGAGGAUUCUGACUACAUCUGUUCCUUUGGAAUGAAGCUGACCUGGGAUAUCAAUGACCCCAACUUACCACAGGAGCCCAAGAACUUCGAUUCUUUCCAGGAAUGGCCAGAUGGUUAUUUGCGGUUUAUCUACUCCAAUGAGGAUAAAAAUGCACAGCGGCAUCUCAGUGGUUGGGCCAUGCGCAACACCAACAACCACAACUGCCAAAUCCUCAAGAAGUCCUGCCUUGGUGUGGUGGUAUGUGCCAGAAAUUGCACCCUUCCAGAUGGGACCAAGCUGCAGCUCCGGCCUGCCAUAUGCGAUAAGGCUCGACAAAAGCAACAAAAAAAACAUUGUCCAAACUGCAGUUCAGCUCUUGAGUUAAUUCCUUGUCGAGGACAUAGUGGCUAUCCAGUAACUAACUUUUGGAGACAUGAGGGCAAAGCAAUAUUUUUCCAGGCCAAAGGACUACAUGACCACCCUAGACCAGAGAGUAAAUCAGAAACAGAGGUGAGAAGAAGUGCCCUCAAAAAGCAAACACCGUCUUCUCACUCAUCCCAGAAAAAAAGGCUUCUGGAUUUUCAGACAGGACUCUGUAAUGAGAAUGGGAAUCACUUUCACUACAUUCAUCAUUUCGCAUGUGAAGAAGUACCUGAAAAUUUCAGCAUAGUCACAGACGCCAACCUGCCGUUGUUAGCUCAGUCUCACCAUUUCUUUCAAAAUACAGAGCCAAACAAUAUUACUUACGAUGUAACCAGCUUUCAAGGGGAUGUGGUAGAACCACUUCAGAAGUACCCAAGCCCCAAAGUCUAUACAUCUAAAACAAGCUGUAGCUAUGAAUGUACCUUUCCUGGUUAUGUAGGGUCCAGUUUUUAUCCAACAUUUCACAAAGAUAUGGUGGACAUUCCAGCAGAUCCUGAUCACAUCAUGCUGAGUGGACUACAAUAUCAUGUAAAUACACUCAACGCCCAUGAGAAGAACUUGGAUAACAUGUAUAAACAUCAUGGAUUCCAACAGUCCUCGGGGGAAAUGGACUAUGAAGGAAGAAUUAACUAUGGAACAUGCCAGUCCAGUGCUAAUCAUCCCCAUUAUUCUGAAGAAUAUACUUGUAGAUAUAGUAGUCUUUCAUCUUUGGAAGUUCCAGCUUUGCAAACUGUUAUAACUACUACUACUAAGAUGUCUCUUGAAGCUUACAAACCUGCUGCAGCAAAGUAUGGCGAUAAUGUGUACACUGUAAAAGAUUUUGUAAGCUGUCCCCUGGCAGAGAACCUUUCAGAAAAUGUCUGUCCACAGAUAAACUUUCAAGAAGAGUGGGCAAUGGACAGAUCAAAUCUGAUGGGUGAACAUUUUCUGACCACUAAUAAGGCAGCAGCAGCAGCUGUGGAUACUUGUCAGGACAGCCCUAACACAGAAAAAAGUUAUGCAGCAUACGAAGAACAGAUAUUCAGAUUUGAGAACACUGAAUACUAA